Molecule: messenger RNA, 3034 nt
Organism: Malania oleifera
Lineage: Eukaryota; Viridiplantae; Streptophyta; Magnoliopsida; Santalales; Ximeniaceae
Product: pentatricopeptide repeat-containing protein At4g33990
Exons: 2
Coding region: 340-2802 (820 amino acids)
Biological process (GO): RNA modification
Molecular function (GO): protein binding; RNA binding; zinc ion binding
Source: RefSeq, a predicted model, not a curated record
AGUUUCAAAGGAUCCCUCGUCUCUGCUAGUACUAAUGUACUAUCCAUCGUCUUUCUGUUGCUAAAAUCUCAAUAGUCAAAAUUUCCAAACCCCAGAGCAGACGCAAAUAGUCGCCAGUCUCUCUCUCCCCAUCUCGCUCCUCUUUUUUAUUCUCAUGUGAAUCAUUUUUAGGGUUUUCAAAUCGGAUCUUCUGUACAUCUUUGAUUGUGGAUUCAAGAACGCAAGCAUCACCGGAAUCUGUCUGCACGUUUUUCAAAGGGGAUUCGGGUUUUGUCGGUUUAUAUUUGCGGGGAACGUCGUUUACUGAGGAAGAAGCUGUAUAAACGAAGAAGCUGCAGCAUGAGAUUGGCGCCAACCUACGAAGGUAGGUGCAUUUCAAAAUAUCUCCCAUCUACACGGCUUGCUCGAAAUCAAUUAUCCUUGACAACUGCAAGCUCAACACAAAUUUCAUACCAUGGAGUUGGAAACAAGAACAAAGAGACUGAAAUUGAUGUUCUAUUCCGUUCAUGCAAUAAUAUUCAGCUUGCUAAGCGGAUUCACGCGCUUCUCGUGGGGAUGGGGAAAGCUCAAAGCAUCUUCAUCGCCUCUAAGCUUGUUAACCUCUAUGGAUACCUCGGUUAUGUCACCUUUGCUCGUAGCAUUUUUUAUCAGAUUCCAAAGAAAGAUGCAUAUGCCUGGAAUUCUAUGGUCUCUGCUUAUGUUCGCAAUGGAUGUUUCCAUGAUGCUUUGAAUUGUUUCUAUCAAUUAUUAUUGGAUUCAAGAGUUCGACCUGAUUUCUACACAUUUCCUCCAGUGUUGAAAGCUUGUGGAGAUUUGGUAAAUGGGAUGAAGAUUCAUUGUUGGGCUUUUAAACUGGGUUUUGAGUGGGAUGUCUUUGUGACAGCUUCCUUGGUUCAUAUGUAUUGCAGGUUUGGAAUUGUGGGUAUUGCUGCUAAAUUGUUUGAUGAUAUGCCAUUUAGAGAUCUGGGUUCAUGGAAUGCGAUGAUUUCUGGUUAUUGUCAAAAUGGGAAUGCUAGUGAGGCAUUGGAUAUAUUGGAGGAGAUGAGAUUGGGGGGAAUAAAGUUGGAUUCUGUUACUGUCUCAAGCGUUCUUCCUGUUUGUGCACAAAUGAAUGAUUUGUUGAGUGGAAUGCUAAUCCAUCUAUAUGUCAUAAAGCAUGGUUUGGAGUUUGAUGUGUUUGUUUCCAAUGCAUUGAUUAACAUGUAUGCCAAAUUUGGUACCUUGGGGCAUGCUGAGAAAAUUUUUGAUCAAAUGAUGGUCAGAGAUGUGGUGUCAUGGAACUCAAUUAUUGCUGCAUAUGAGCAAAAUGGAGAUCCAGUUACUGCAUUUAAGUUUUUUGCGAAGAUGCGGCAAACUGGAUUUCAGCCUGAUUUGUUGACAGUAGUGAGUUUAGCUUCUAUUGUUGCUCAAUCAAAUGAUUGUCAUAAUAGUAGAUCUCUUCAUGGAUUUGUCAUGAGGAGAGCUUGGAUAAUGCAAGACGUUGUCCUUGGAAACGCAGUUGUGGACAUGUAUGCAAAAUUGGGGGAGGUAGACUCUUCUCGUAAAGUUUUUGAAGAACUCCCAGUCAAAGAUGUCAUUUCAUGGAACACUUUGAUCACAUGUUAUGCUCAAAAUGGCCUUUCCAGUGAGGCAAUUGAAAUAUUCCAGAGGAUGCAAGAGUGUAGAGAGAUAAUACCAAACCAAGGGACGUGGGUAAGCAUUAUACCAGCUUACUCCCAUGUUGGAGCCUUGCGACAAGGAAUGAGAAUCCAUGGGCAUGUGGUUAAGAAUUGCUUAUACUUGGAUGUCUUUGUUGGUACGUGCCUCAUUGACUUGUAUGGAAAAUGUGGGAGAUUAGAUGAUGCAAUGUCUUUAUUCUAUCAAGUGCCCCGAAAGAGUUCUGUGCCUUGGAAUGCCAUAAUAUCUUGUCAUGGAAUUCAUGGGCACGGUAAGAAAGCCCUGGAUCUAUUCGGAGAAAUGUUGGAUGAUGGGGGGAAGCCUGAUCAUGUAACAUUUGUAUCUUUAUUGUCAGCUUGUAGCCAUUCAGGUUUAGUAGAUGAAGGUCAGUGGUGCUUCCACAUGAUGCAAGAAGAAUAUCGGAUUGAGCCUAGUCUUAAGCACUAUGGAUGCAUGGUAGACUUGCUUGGUAGAGCUGGGUAUAUAGAAAAAGCAUUUGACUUUGUAAGGAAUAUGCCUUUACAACCAGAUGCUUCCGUCUGGGGUGCUCUUCUUGGUGCUUGUAGAAUACAUGGAAAUGUUGAGUUGGGCAAAUUUGCUUCAACCCACUUAUUUGAAGUUGAUUCAAAGAAUGUAGGUUACUAUGUUUUAUUGUCAAAUAUUUAUGCAAAUGUUGGAAAAUGGGAGGGGGUGGAUAAAGUGAGAUCAAUGGCUAGAGAUAGGGGAUUGAGGAAAACACCUGGGUGGAGCUCAAUUGAAGUCAAUAAUAGGGUUGAUGUCUUCUAUACCGGCAACCAGUCCCAUUCUCAUUGUGAAGAGAUAUACAACGAGUUAAGUGUAUUAACUGCUAAAAUGAAGAGCCUUGGUUAUAUUCCAGACUAUAGCUUUGUGUUGCAAGAUGUUGAAGAGGAUGAGAAGGAACAUAUCCUUAUGAGCCAUAGUGAGAGAUUGGCCAUUGCAUUUGGUAUUAUAAGCACACCUCCAAAAAGUCCAAUUCGGAUCUUCAAGAACUUGCGAGUUUGUGGGGACUGUCACAAUGCAACUAAGUACAUUUCAAGGAUUACAGAGAGGGAAAUUGUUGUGAGGGAUUCUAACCGUUUCCAUCAUUUCAAGGAUGGAAUUUGUUCUUGCGGGGAUUAUUGGUGAUGGAUUUUUAUAUUUUUUUUUGAGUUAAUUGAUUAUCUAUGUUGAUGCUUUUUUUAAUUAACUUCAACAGCCAAACUAGGUGUAUUAUUAAUAUUUUUCUCUAUAAGAAUGGAUAUUUGCACAAGUAGCUUGCACAUGUGCUUUCAUUAGAAUGGGUCCAUGUCGGCAAUGGCACAUCUAUUAGUUUGCACUUUCUUGAAUUUCAUUGCCAUUGCUCCAUUUCUUUAAUAUU